AUGAAAUCUGUUCGGAUUCUUUUUGAUGGUUUUAAGAAAUUCUGUCGUAGCUCUGGUUUGGAGGCUAAUUUGAGUAAAUCUCAAGUAUAUUUUGGGGGAGUGGCAGUUGAGAUUAAAGAUGAUAUUCUUAGGUCAGUUGCUCUUGGUGAGGGGCAAUUUCCUCUGAAAUAUUUGGGGAUUUCUCUAAGGCCUACACGAUGGCUGAUAGUUGAUUGUGGUGAAAUACUCAAGAAAAUUCAUAAUAGACUCCAUGUGUGGGCUAGUAGGCAUCUUUCAUUUGCGGGGAGAACCCAAUUGAUAUACUCUGUGUUGCAUGGUAUGCGCAAUUAUUGGAUGAACAUCGUCUUGCUUCCUAUUAGUGUGGUUCAUGAAAUAGAUAGACUUUGUCGCAACUUUCUUUGGGGGGAGAGGAACAAUCGAAGCAAAUUUCAUUGCUCCUCAUGGCCCCAAGUUUGUCUGCGGAAAGUAAUGGGAGGUCUGGGGUUCAAAGAAGGCUGUAUUUGGAAUAAAAUCCUCUUGGCUAAAUACCUUUGGGCUUUAUCUUCAAAGCAAGAUGUCCUUUGGGUGAAGUGGAUAGAUGGAGUCUAUUUAAAAGGUAAAUCUAUCUGGGAUUACCAUCUGAAACCAGAUGUCUCUUGGUAUAGGCAUAAGAUUUGUUAUUUGAGAGAGGAUUUUUCUAGCAAGGCGGUUCUUGGGCACCUUCUAACGAGAGAUAAUCUGGCUCGUUGUCACAUUGUGAUUGAUUCUGCGGCUUGUCCUCUGGUUAGGUGCUGUUAUGUGACCGAAGCAGUGGAUCAAUUGGAAGCUCUGGCUGAACGGGAAGCCAAAAUCAGUGAUGCACCGCAUUUAUUUAGCUUGUCUAGCUGCAUCAGUGUACCAUAUCUGGUGUAG
Humulus lupulus (European hop) is the source of this 891-nucleotide messenger RNA. RefSeq lists its product as uncharacterized. Lineage: Eukaryota; Viridiplantae; Streptophyta; Magnoliopsida; Rosales; Cannabaceae. The record is from RefSeq and is a predicted model, not a curated record. The transcript has 3 exons. Bases 1 to 891 code for a protein of 296 amino acids.